Molecule: messenger RNA, 1137 nt
Organism: Ipomoea nil (Japanese morning glory)
Lineage: Eukaryota; Viridiplantae; Streptophyta; Magnoliopsida; Solanales; Convolvulaceae
Product: WAT1-related protein At2g39510-like
Exons: 7
Coding region: 1-1137 (378 amino acids)
Cellular component (GO): plasma membrane
Molecular function (GO): transmembrane transporter activity
Source: RefSeq, a predicted model, not a curated record
AUGGGAAGAGAGAGUUUAGUUAAAUUCUCAAAGAUGGCAAAGCCAUAUUUGGCUGUCAUCUUCUUGCAGUUUGGGUAUGCAGGCUUGGCCAUUGUUGUCAAGUUUGCUCUCAAUGAAGGCAUGAGCCCCUACACUUACUCAGUCUAUAGGAAUCUCUUUGCCGCUGUCGCUGUCGCUCCUUUUGCCAUCUUUUUCGAAAGGAAAGUUAGGCCUAAGAUGACAAUUUCCACUUUCUUGAAGAUAAUGGUUCUUGGUUUAAUAGGGCCGGUUAUGCAGCUGGAUUUAUUUUACUCAGGGAUGCAAUACACAACGGCAACUUUUACUGCUUCAUUGUACAAUGUUCUUCCCGCCAUUACAUUUGUAUUGGCUUGGAUCCUUAGGAUUGAGAAAGUAAAUGUGAAGAAAGUGCAUAGCCAGGCUAAGGUUUUGGGAACAGCAGUGACCAUCGGGGGAGCCAUGAUAAUGACUCUUGUCAAAGGACCAAACAUUGGAUUGCCUUGGACCAAACACACAAACCUUAUCCAAACAGCAACUGCUCUACAUUCUCAGCAAGACAUUAUGAAAGGGGCUGUCAUGAUCAUAGCUGCUUGCUUCUUAUGGGCCAGUUUCAUAAUUCUUCAGGGAAUUACAUUAAAAUCAUACCCUGCUGGACUAUCUCUUACUACUUUGAUAUGCACUGCGGGAGCAUUGCAAGGCUCUGUGGUAGCCUUAGUGGCUGAGAGGAAAAAUCUUGCAGCCUGGGCCUUACAUUGGAACACUAAACUCUUAGCCAUGGUUUACAGUGGAGUAAUUUGCUCGGGAGUUACAUAUUACUUGUCGGGGAUAAUCAUAAAGGAAAAGGGACCUGUUUUCGUCACUGCAUUCAAUCCUUUAAGCACAAUUAUCGCUGCAAUCAUGGGGACAUUUAUCUUAGCUGACCAGUUGAGCCUUGGAAUAGCUUUGGGAGCCGUCGCGAUUAUGGUUGGACUAUACAUGGUAAUAUGGGGCAAGAAACAUGACAAUGUUCCGCCGGAAUCAACCGCCGGCAGUCGUGUAGUUCCGGUGGAUGAACUGCCGUCGACAUUAGUUAAGCCUGCCACUAAUCAAGAACCCUCUGAUACUACUACAACUGUUGUUGCCGGAGAUGAAGCAGUUUAG